AUGCAGACAUUAAAAUGUGUUGUUGUAGGUGAUGGUGCUGUUGGUAAGACGUGUUUAUUGAUUUCGUAUACUACGAAUCAAUUUCCUGCCGACUACGUACCAACCGUUUUCGACAACUAUGCGGUUACUGUAAUGAUUGGAGAUGAACCUUAUACAUUGGGGUUGUUUGAUACCGCUGGACAAGAAGACUACGAUAGACUAAGACCAUUAUCUUAUCCAUCUACCGAUGUUUUUCUCGUGUGCUUUAGCGUUGUGUCACCACCAUCCUUUGAGAAUGUCAAGGAAAAGUGGUUCCCUGAGGUACAUCAUCACUGUCCCGGUGUCCCAUGUUUGAUUGUUGGUACUCAGAUAGAUUUAAGAGAGAAUAAAAUGGUCAUUGAGAAACUACAACGGCAAAGGCUACGCCCGAUUACUCCAGAACAGGGUGAAAAGUUUGCCAGGGAGCUAAGGGCUGUGAAGUACGUCGAAUGCUCUGCAUUAACACAGCGUGGGUUGAAGAAUGUUUUUGACGAAGCUAUUGUAGCAGCACUCGAGCCUCCUGUUAUCAAAAAAAGCAAGAAAUGUACUAUCUUGUGA
This is a messenger RNA of Eremothecium sinecaudum, 576 nucleotides long. RefSeq names its product Rho family GTPase CDC42 (gene CDC42). Gene Ontology annotation, molecular function: GTPase activity; GTP binding. The transcript has a single exon. Gene Ontology annotation, biological process: small GTPase-mediated signal transduction. NCBI's taxonomy places the organism in Eukaryota, Fungi, Ascomycota, Saccharomycetes, Saccharomycetales, Saccharomycetaceae. The record is from RefSeq and is a predicted model, not a curated record. The coding region runs from base 1 to 576 and encodes 191 amino acids.